Poecilia latipinna (sailfin molly) is the source of this 2100-nucleotide messenger RNA. RefSeq names its product bone morphogenetic protein receptor type-1A. Gene Ontology annotation, molecular function: transmembrane receptor protein serine/threonine kinase activity; ATP binding. The annotation marks the transcript as partial. Gene Ontology annotation, cellular component: plasma membrane; signaling receptor complex. The record is from RefSeq and is a predicted model, not a curated record. Gene Ontology annotation, biological process: protein phosphorylation; cell surface receptor protein serine/threonine kinase signaling pathway; cellular response to growth factor stimulus. The transcript is spliced from 5 exons. NCBI's taxonomy places the organism in Eukaryota, Metazoa, Chordata, Actinopteri, Cyprinodontiformes, Poeciliidae.
UUAAACGGCGCUCUGCUCCUGCAGGUCCAGCGGACCAUCGCCAAGCAGAUCCAGAUGGUGCGUCAGAUCGGGAAGGGCCGCUACGGCGAGGUGUGGCUCGGCCGCUGGAGGGGAGAGAAAGUGGCGGUCAAGGUGUUCUUCACCCGGGAGGAGGCCAGCUGGUUCAGGGAGACGGAGAUCUACCAGACGGUCCUGAUGAGGCACGAGAACAUCCUGGGCUUCAUCGCUGCGGACAUCAAAGGUUCUGGCGCCUUCACGCAGCUCUUCCUCAUCACAGACUACCAUGAGAACGGCUCCCUGUACGACUUCCUGAAGGUGAACACGCUGGACGCCGCGGCGCUGCUGCGGCUCGCCUACUCCGCCGCCUGCGGCCUCUGCCACCUGCACACCGAGAUCUACGGCACGCAGGGCAAGCCGGCCAUCGCCCACCGGGACCUGAAGAGCAAGAACAUCCUGGUGAAGAAGAACGGCACCUGCUGCAUCGCCGACCUGGGCCUCGCCGUCAAGUUCAACAGCGACACCAGUGAGGUGGACAUCCCUCUGAGCACCCGGGUCGGAACCAGGCGCUACAUGGCCCCGGAGGUCCUGGACGACAGCCUCAACAAGAACCACUUCCAGGCCUACAUCAUGGCCGACAUGUACAGCUACGGCCUCGUCGUCUGGGAGAUGAGCAGACGCUGCGUCACCGGAGGUAUGGUGGAGGACUACCAGCUGCCAUAUUUCAACAUGGUGACCUCUGAACCCUCCUAUGAGGACAUGCUGGAGGUGGUUUGUGUUAAAGGCCUUCGGCCCUCAGUGUCCAACCGCUGGAACAGCGACGAGUGCCUUCGAGCCAUGCUGAAGCUGAUGUCGGAGUGCUGGGCCCACAACCCCGCCUCCCGCCUCACCAUCCUCAGAGUGAAGAAGACUCUGGCCAAGAUGGUGGAGUCCCAGGACAUGAAGAUCUGAAGCAGAUCCUCGUCUUCCUCCUCCUUCCUCUGCUGCCUCCAGAUUCACCCGACUCACUCAACCUGGACCGGACCCGACCGGACCGGAGCGCUUCUCCCAGGCUGCCUCCUUCAUCUGCGGGAGGAAAAGGAGGAGAAACGGGGAGAUGGAAGGAGCUUCUCAGAGCUGAACUGUGUUCCUCCUCCUCUUCCUCCUCGCUCUUCAUCCAGAUGACAGCCGGGCUCGACGCUUUCUGUGAAAGCCAAACGAGACGAUAAAAACCCUGAACUGAGACGAGAUGAGCGGAGAGAAGCAGCCCAGUUUUCUUUGUUUCUCCUGCCAUCAAGGAAUUUCUCUCCAUCUCCCAGCAGCUUCUUUCUGAACCGACUCAGAGCCUCUGAGGAAACGUGGAAAUAAAUGUUUUAAUGCUGAGCUUCACCUGGGAGCUCUGGAGUCCAGGUCUGCCGUCCUGUUUCUCUGCCCACUUCCUGUCAGUUUCUCAGUCAGAUUCAUGGGGGCGGGGCUUCAGAUGAAGCUCCACCCAUCAUCUGAUCAACACAGGAAGGGACAGGAGUUUGAGAACCAAUCAAAUCAAAGAAUCCUGCAGGUUUUCAUCACAAAGUCAGAAUCAAAUCUGAAAGUUUGAAUUGAGUUGAACUUCAAGGAACCAUCUGCUCCCCUCUGAUGGAUGCAUGUUGGAUUUGUGAUGUGGUCACAUGACCUGUGUCCUCUGUGGGUCCUCCAGCCUGCAGUUCGACCACCACAGACCCUGGAGCCCGUCGGCCUGGUUCUGCUCCGUUUCACAGAUCAAAUUUCCAGACACUCCAGAAGGUUCUGAUCCCUGAACAGAAACCUGUUUCUGCAGCUCUGCUAACAGUUUCCCUCCACUUCCAGUCUUUGUGCUAAGCUACGCUAACAGCUCCCUGAAGCUGAAAAUGUGGGACUGUCCCUUUAAGUGGAGCAGCAGGACGCUGUGGUCGCUGCAGCUCAGUGUAAAAAUAAAAGGCCAGAAUAGGAAGAAGCUCUGAUGUGGAAAUGUUUCCUGUUGUUCUGUUGUUGUUUGUCCAGCUUCUGGUUUGUUGCUGCAUGAGUUUAGCAAGAAAAUGAAAAACUGCUCUUCAGUCUGUCCACGUUAGCAGUUUGGAAGUAAAGAAGCUGAUUUUAGUCCAAAAA